This is a messenger RNA of Lipotes vexillifer (Yangtze River dolphin), 1752 nucleotides long. RefSeq names its product CD19 molecule (gene CD19). The coding region runs from base 32 to 1738 and encodes 568 amino acids. Gene Ontology annotation, biological process: B cell receptor signaling pathway; regulation of B cell activation; B cell proliferation involved in immune response. Gene Ontology annotation, cellular component: external side of plasma membrane. The record is from RefSeq and is a predicted model, not a curated record. The transcript is spliced from 14 exons. NCBI's taxonomy places the organism in Eukaryota, Metazoa, Chordata, Mammalia, Artiodactyla, Lipotidae.
GAAGCUGGCUGCCCCGGGGAGUCUGGCCACCAUGCCACCUCCUCUCCUCUUUUUCCUCCACCUGUUCCUUACCCCCAUGGGAGUCAGGCCCCAGGAAACACACCUACUGGAGGCUAAAGAGGGAGGCAAUGCUGUGCUGCCAUGCCUUGAAGGUCUCUCAGAUGGUCCCUCUGAGCAACUGGCCUGGUUUCGGGGCUCCCAACCAACACCCUUCUUAGAGCUGAGCCUAGGGUUACCAGGCCUGGGCAUCCAUGUGGGGCCCCUGGGCACCCUGAAGGAGCCCCAGGGAACCUUGCUGCUCAUCUUCAAUGUCUCCGACCAGAUGGGGGGCUUCUACCUGUGCCAGUCAGGCCCCUCUUCUCAGCAAGCCUGGCAGCCUGGCUGGACGGUCAGCGUGAAGGGCAGCGGAGAACUGUUCCGGUGGAAUGCUUCAGACCUAAAUGACCCAAGCUGUGGCCUGGGGGACAGGUCCUCAGAGGGCCCCAGGCCCUCUUCUCGUCACCCCACAAGGUCCCAGCUCUAUGUGUGGGCCAAGAACCACCCUGAGAUCUUACACACAGACUCUGCCUGUGCCCCACCUAACGGCACUUUGAACCAGAGCAACAACCAUGACCUCACGGUGGCCCCUGGCUCCACACUCUCGCUGUCCUGUGGGGCAUCCCGUACCUCACUGGUCAGAGGCCCCAUCUCCUGGAUCCAUGUGCAUCCCAAGAAGCCUAACAUCAAUUUGCUGAGCCUAAACCUCAGUGAGGAUGCCCAACUCAGAGAGAUGUGGGUCAUGGGCACCCUCGGGGGAAAGGCUGUUCUGUUGCUGCCCGAGACCACAGCUCAAGAUGCUGGCAUCUAUCACUGUAACCAUGGCAACGUGACCACCCAGAUGCAGCUGAAGGUCACUGCCCAGUCAGUAUGGCAUUGGCUACUGGAGACUGGUGGCUGGAUAGUCCCUGUUGUGACUUUAGUUUAUCUGAUCUUCUGCCUGGCUUCCCUGGUGGGCUUUCUUCAUCUUCGAAGAGCCCUGAUCCUGAGGAGGAAAAGAAAGCGAAUGACAGAUCCCGCUAGAAGGUUCUUCAAAGUGACGCCUCCCCCGGGAAACGGGGCCCAGAACCAGUACGGGAACAUGCUCUCCCUCUCCACUCCCCACUCAGGCACGGGACGCGCCCUGCGGUGGGCUGCGGGCCUGGGAGCCACCGUGCCGUCCUACGGAAAUCCGCGCAGCGACGUGCAGGAGGCCAGAGCCUCGGGGUCCUGGAGCCCACCAGGAACCGGCCCAGAAGAAGAGGAAGGGGAGGCCUAUGAGGAGCCGGACAGUGAGGAGGGCUCCGAGUUCUACGAGAACGACUCCAACCUUGGGCAGGACCAGCUCUCCCAGGAUGGCAGCGGCUAUGAGAACCCUGACGAAGGGGUCUUGGGUCCUGAGGAUGAAGACUCCUUCUCCAACGCAGCUGAAUCUUAUGAGAAUGAGGAUGAAGAACUGGCCCAGCCAGUUGCCAGGACAACAGACUUCCUGAGCCCCCAUGGGUCAGCCUGGGACCCCAGCAGGGAGGCAACCUCCCUUGGGUCCCAGUCCUAUGAGGAUAUGAGAGGGAUCCUGUAUGCAGUCCCCCAGCUCCGCUUUGUUCAAGCCCAGCCUGGUCCCAGUCAUGAAGAAGAUGCAGACUCUUAUGAGAAUAUGGAUAAUCCCGACGGACCAGAACCAGCAUGGGGAGGAGGGGGCCACAUGGGCACCUGGAGCAACUAGGUGAUUCCCUUUAG